Molecule: messenger RNA, 1388 nt
Organism: Ostrinia furnacalis (Asian corn borer)
Lineage: Eukaryota; Metazoa; Arthropoda; Insecta; Lepidoptera; Crambidae
Gene: Pdxk
Product: pyridoxal kinase
Exons: 5
Coding region: 401-1306 (301 amino acids)
Biological process (GO): pyridoxal 5'-phosphate salvage
Cellular component (GO): cytosol
Molecular function (GO): pyridoxal kinase activity
Source: RefSeq, a predicted model, not a curated record
AUAAACUUAAUAUCGUGGUUGCUAAAGUUCAAAUUACUUUUCGUACGAUUCUUGCAUAAAAAAAAUAGGAAUUGUUCUUAUCAUUUCGUAUCAAAACCUUAUCAUCUCGUUUAAAUAAUAGAUAUCUAAGAGCCAAUAAUAACUUUACGAUUUGACCUAGUUCGUGCGCAAGUUAUCUCUUCAGUCCUAAUAAUUAACAUUAAUAAACUGUUCGUUUCACAAGUGUCGUAAACAAGUUUCAUUCUUCAAUUGGUUCAGAUAGGUUAUUGUCAUCUACAUUAAUGGCUCUGUAGAUCUGUAGUAGCCGAAAGAUAAAGUCGUUUAUUAACUGCUGAGUAAGGCAGUCGUACAGAGUGCUAAUUCUCUACAUUCCACAAACGUUCAACAACUUGAGAACAUCAUGAACUCGUCAGAUUCUACUCCUCGGGUGCUCUCCAUCCAAAGCCAUGUUGUCCAUGGUUAUGUGGGAAAUAAAAGUGCUGUAUUUCCUCUACAGGUUCUCGGCUUUGAAGUAGACUCUAUAAACACAGUGCAGUUCUCAACACACACAGCAUACAAAUACAUUAAAGGGAAUGUACUGAAGAAUGAGGAAUUAGAAGAAUUAGUACAAGGUCUAACAUUGAAUGAGGUUGAUUACUACACUCAUUUUCUAACUGGCUACUCAAGGUCUCCAGAUUCAUUGAAGCAGAUUGCCGAAAUUAUCAAGAAAUUGCGCCAAAAAAAUCCAAACUUAGUUUAUGUAUGUGAUCCAGUGAUGGGUGAUAACGGAAAAAUGUAUGUGCCGGAAGAAAUACUACCUGUCUAUCGUGACAUAGUAGUACCAUUAGCAGACAUACUUACUCCAAAUCAAUUUGAAGCAGAGUUGAUAACUGGCAUCCAAAUGAAGGACCUAGAUGGUGCUUUGAAGGUUGUCCGAGCGUUACACGAUAAGGGAGUCAAAACUGUAGUCAUAUCUAGCACAGAUCUAGGAGAUGAUAAGACGAUGAUCGGAAUUGCUAGCACCAAAGGUUCCUGCUACAAAAUUGAAAUGCAAAAGCAUGAUGCCUCAUUCACUGGUACUGGUGAUCUUCUUGCUGCACUGUUCUUGGCCUGGUCCCACAAGACUAAUAAUAAUGUAAAGCUGACGUUAGAGAAAACUAUUGCUACCAUGCAGAGUAUCGUUAAGGAUACCUAUCAGAGAGCGCGAGCAAUUCAAGCAACUGGUAAAGUAACUCCUGCACUCAUCGAGCUGAGGCUGGUCCAGAACAAGAAGGUUAUAGAAGAACCUGUCAUAGAAAUAAAUGCUAUUGAAAUAAAAGCACCGUAAGUCUGCAUAAUACAAAUAUCUAGCUUCAUUAAAUUAUAGUGACUCUCGUAAUACAGGAUGAUCUAAAUGAAAAAAACUUAUU